This is a messenger RNA of Plutella xylostella (diamondback moth), 2354 nucleotides long. RefSeq names its product juvenile hormone esterase. The record is from RefSeq and is a predicted model, not a curated record. NCBI's taxonomy places the organism in Eukaryota, Metazoa, Arthropoda, Insecta, Lepidoptera, Plutellidae.
AGAGAAUUAAAUAGCCAAAAAAAAUAUUCACACGAAAAAAAGAGUAGGUAUUGAUAAAGCAAUAAAACGAUACGGUAUUGAUAUCAGUCGAUCAGUUCACGCUAUGUUGAUAAGAUGUGCAAACUGUGUUCGUGAUGACAAGUGAUCUAGUUGCACCUCGACAGUGCAGUGCGAUGUAAAUAACAAAUAAAUACAAGAACAUUACCAGACUGUUUAACAAAAUGAAGUGUUCAUUGAAAUUGAAAGUGUGCAUUCUUGUCAUCUAUACUGUUUUAAGUAUAGAUGGACUUGCAGAGGUUCAAACUGAAGCGGCAAGAGCAAAAAACAUUUUAGUGACACGUGUUCCGUCAGAUUUAAACGUGAACAUAGAAACUAUAUCUUCAAAAGAUGUAAUGAAAGAUGUGACAAACUCCACGAAACAUACCAAAAAGCCUGGAGAUAAGGUUAAAGAUAUGGGUAAAGAUGAGUACAGAAUAAUAGACACAGAUAAAGGGAAGGUGAGGGGACAUGUGGCUGAUGAUGGGAACUACUUCGCGUAUCUUGGGAUUCCGUAUGCUGCACCGCCAGUAGGGGUCAAUAGGUUUAAGGCCCCACGUCCAGUCAAGCCGUGGAGUACAGUAUACGAAGCCAACCACACGGUCGUAUGUCCACAAAGAGGAGGAGGGAAUGAAGACUGUCUCAUACUGAAUGUGUUCACACCAGUCCACAUUGGACCGGGACGCCUGCCAGUAAUGGUCUACAUACACGGAGGGUCAUUUUUAUUUGGUCAUGGACCAACAGAUGGAGUAGAACCACUUAUAGAUCAUAACAUAAUUGUAGUAACAAUAAAUUAUCGCCUCGGAGCUCUGGGUUUCCUUUGUUUGGGAACAGAAUCGGCACCAGGCAACGCUGGAUUGAAAGAUCAAGUAACAGCUUUGAAAUGGGUUAAUAGAAACAUUGGUAACUUUGGGGGUGAUCCUAAUAAUGUGACGUUGUACGGGAUGAGCGCGGGUGCAGCUGCAGUUGAACUACUUGUUUUGUUUAAGAAUAAUUCUGAUAAAAACCAAAGUUUGUUCCACAAGGCGAUAAUUGAAUCUGGUUCUGCACUAAACGUAUGGACCAUAGACGAAGAUCCGAUUGCCACAGCUACUAUCAUCUAUAAGGGAGCUAAAAAGGGUCCAACUUCAAGAAAGGAUGUGGACAAAACGUCCGUGCUUGCCGACUUUUAUUCAACAGUCUCCGCUGAAAAUCUGACAAGAUACAGCUUGAAUUUCUACAAACAUUCCACUGACGGUAUGUUUGGGUUUGCGCCCUGCGUGGAGCUGCCGAGUGCGCACAGUGAAGACCAGUUCAUGUCUCUGCACCCCCGACACAAGCUCGUAGACCAAGACUACCAUAAAGUGGCCAUGAUGUUCUUCUUCGCUUCACUAGAAGGCCUCUUUCUCAGAAGCCAAGAAUUCCACGAAAUCGACUACCCAGUUAAAAUGAUGAGAAAGUUUGAAAACUUUUUGCCAGCAGACCUCAUUUUCGACACUCCAGAGACUAAAGCGAAGGUGGCGCAGAAUAUUAGAAAGUUCUAUUUCGGUUCGGAGCCAAUCACUUUGAAGGAGAUAAAUGGGUACUUCAAUUACUUUGGGGACGCAUUGAUUCUGAAUGGGUUGCUGGACUCAGUGGAGCAGCAUGCCAGGAACAACACAGUCUACCUGAUGGAGUUCGAGCACAGAGGCAAGAUGGGUUACAGAGACAUGUUCUUCGACUUUGUUGAGAAGGCAGGCCACGGUGACGUCAUCAAACACGCCAUUUUGCUGCGACCCAUUGAAGAUGCAACUGACAAUGUGGCCGUCAACAGAGUCUCAACUAUCAUAAGCAAUUUUGUGAAGUUUGGAAACCCAACUCCCAGUAAAUCUGAAGUUUUGCCACUCGAGUGGCCGUCAGUACAGGCAGACAACAUGACGUACCUGAAGCUAGGCAGCGACUUCCAACUCUUGGAGCAGCCAUACGUGAAGCGAAUGCUGUUCUGGCACCAGAUUUAUAAAACUUACGGGCGGGCUCAGAUCGAUCCUCUGCCGUGGCCGUAGAACAAUGCGGACUCGAGUGUACCUAUUCUCUACUCAGUGGCAGUGGCCAUAAUUCUGUGAGUUUCAAAUUGUGUGAGUUUAAAAACCUGGAGGUCACUCUCUAAAUCGACGAGCGAACAAGAAUUGUCACAGAAUCGGGACGCUUAAUACGAGAAGACUUAAUUCCACGGUCAAAAUUGAGAUAUGGUACUGUACUGUACUGUACUGGUACUGUACUGUACUGUAUGGUACUUUAAUGGGUUUCGUUAUCGUUUUGUGUAAGAAGAUUAAGCUAUUUUGAUAUACAGUGAUUUAUUA